CUCAGUCCGAGGAGGAGAAACGAGGACCGACGCCGAAGAGGAACUUUUUUAAGGUGGAUCCACAAAACUCUUCAUGAGAGGACCGGACGGCCAGAACCCAGACCGGAGAUGACCACCGGAGACAGCGUGUAGCUGCAGGAAGGCCAGUGGAUCCAGAGGAUCCUGGAGGAUCUCUCUUCAGGACUCCCACCACCACCACCUCCACCAUCACCAGCAUGCCUACAGCUUCCACAUGGUGCACCUUGGGAGUCUGACCCACCAUGUGCAGAUGGACGCCGUCCGUAGCUCACCUCUGUCCUGAACCUGCCCUCGGCACCACCACCACCACCAUCAGAACCACCGCCAACGCCGCCGCCGCCGCCGGGCGACCUCUCUCCUCACCCAGCGCCGCCUCCGUUCGCCUGGCAUGCUUCACCUUGCUGCUGGUCACCGCCGGCACCGCCACGGGGGCCUGUCCCCCCGGGGUCGGACACGAGGCCCUUCAGUUGCUGACGAGCGGCAUCAACUGCUCGUGGACGUUGGAGAGGCACACUCGCAGUUACAAUCACCUGGAGGGCGACGUCCGACUGCGGCGCCUUUACUCCGCCAACAAGUUCUUCCUCUGCGUUGACAAAACGGGCAAAGUGGACGGCACACGGCGGAAAAACUACGCAGACAGCCUGAUGGAAAUCCGAUCCGUCAGCGUGGGAGUUGUUGCCAUCAAAUCUGUCAGCACCGGGCUGUACUUAGCCAUGUCCAAGAAAGGCACGCUCUUUGGAUCGGUGAAGUACAACCCGAGCUGCAAGUUCAAGGAGCGCAUCGAGGAGAACGGCUACAACACGUACGCCUCGCUGCGCUGGAAGCACGGCGGCCGGCAGAUGUUCGUGUCGCUGAACGGCCGGGGGAAGCCGCGGCGGGGUCACAAAGCUCGACGGAGACACCCGUCCACUCACUUCCUGCCCAUGCUGCCCUCCUAGCCGCCCCUCCCCCACCCACCCCUCCAAUCUGAACUCUGGCCGGCAACCCGGGGGGGGGGCGGACCGGCU
Pseudoliparis swirei is the source of this 1025-nucleotide messenger RNA. RefSeq names its product fibroblast growth factor 22 (gene fgf22). Gene Ontology annotation, cellular component: cytoplasm. The transcript is spliced from 3 exons. Lineage: Eukaryota; Metazoa; Chordata; Actinopteri; Perciformes; Liparidae. Gene Ontology annotation, biological process: animal organ morphogenesis; fibroblast growth factor receptor signaling pathway; regulation of cell migration. Bases 261 to 956 code for a protein of 231 amino acids. Gene Ontology annotation, molecular function: growth factor activity; fibroblast growth factor receptor binding. The record is from RefSeq and is a predicted model, not a curated record.